Messenger RNA from Protobothrops mucrosquamatus (brown spotted pit viper), 1731 nucleotides. RefSeq names its product interferon-inducible GTPase 5. The transcript is spliced from 2 exons. Gene Ontology annotation, molecular function: GTPase activity; GTP binding. The record is from RefSeq and is a predicted model, not a curated record. Bases 86 to 1324 code for a protein of 412 amino acids. Gene Ontology annotation, cellular component: membrane. Lineage: Eukaryota; Metazoa; Chordata; Lepidosauria; Squamata; Viperidae.
AGGCGAGAAGCAGGAAACGCGGCUCCGAAGUUGUCGGGACGAGAAAGCGCUUCGGCUCCCGAACUCUCCGGCGCCAGGCUUUGUUAUGGCGAGGCAGGAUCAGUUCAUACCACCAAAUGAGGAUGGUGAUUUUGUCAACGACUAUGAUGUCAUCACCGAUGAAGAGAUUGAAGAGAUUAAGGAUGCCCUUGAAGAAGGGAGAAUGGACAGAGCCAUUUCCAAGGUUAUGGAAAACCUUCAGGUCCUGGAGAACAUCCCCUUGAACAUAGCAGUAACUGGAGAAUCUGGGUCAGGGAAGUCCUCCUUUGUCAAUGCCAUCCGAGGGUUAGGAGACGACGAAGCUGCUUCUGCCCCCACCGGGGUAGUGGAGACCACAGAGAAGCCCACACCUUACCCACACCCCAAGUACCGCAAUGUCACUCUGUGGGAUCUGCCUGGAAUUGGAACGCCAACAUUCCACACCAGCCUUUACCUGGAGCAGGUUCACUUCCCCUCCUACGACUUCUUCAUCCUCAUUGCCUCAGAACGCUUCAAGGUCCAUCAUGUCCAGCUGGCACAGGAAAUCCGUCGCCGGGGGAAGCAUUUCUAUUUUGUGCGCUCCAAAGUGGAUGCAGAUUUGGAGGCCAGCAGAAAACGCCGGCCACAAACUUACAAUGAGGAGACUAUCCUGGAACAGAUACGAAAAAAUUGCCGGGCGCAUUUAUUGGACAUGAAAAUGCCCGAUUCCAAAGUGUUCCUUCUCUCCAACUGGGAGUUUGAUAAAUACGACUUCGGGAUGCUGGAGGAAACCUUGGAGAAGGAACUGCCAAGCCAUAAGAGACAGGCUUUUCUCCUGGCCUUGCCAAACAUCUCUCUAAACAUCCUGCAGAAAAAGAAGAUGGCUUUACAGAAAGAGAUCUGGAAGCUGGCUAUUGUCUCCGCUGGAGUGGCUGCUGUGCCCAUUCCAGGCCUCGGGGUUACCUGUGAUAUAACCAUCCUGAUCAAACACCUCUCAAAAUACCUCAACAGUUUUGGCCUGGAUGAGGAAUCUCUUACCAGGUUGGCUAAGAAGGCCAACAAGCCUGUGGAGGAGAUCAAAGAGGUAAUAAACUCGCCGUUAGCUAAAGAGAUCUCCAGAGACUUAGUUCUAAAGCUGCUCACCAAAGCUGGCGGUGGGGCACUAAUGUACAUGGAGUUCUUCGUCAGCGCAAUACCCAUACUUGGUUCCGUGGCAGCUGGAGGAAUCUCCUUUGGUACCACCUACUACAUGCUCAAGAGCUGCCUGGACGAGGUGGCCAACGAUGCUCACAAUGUUUUCAUCAAGGCUUUUGAGUCUGAGGUCUGAAGGAAUUCAGACCUUGAGGAACCGAUUGGGAACGAGCACUCAAUUAGUGUUAAUUGUACUGAAUCAAAUACUUCGUAUUUUCACCAGCCCAUAACUAAAUUCACCAACUAGAAGAGGGGAAAAGAGACAUGAAGCACAAAACUUCACCUUUUGCAAUAAUUUAAUUUUUUAUGAUAGCCGAGGGGUGGGUUACUUUAUUUCCAUUUAUCGCAAGAUAUAAAGAGUGAGUAUGACGGAUUCCAGGAUAGAAUUAUGCCAUCAUUGCAAAACGAGACUUCCCAGUGUUCUUUGAGGGAAAAGACAAAUAAGGAUGAAGUUGGUUUGAAUUUGGAAAGCACAAAUUGUCCUGUAUUUAGGAUUUCCUAUAUUUGACACAUUCUUUAACUGACCAAACCAUCAAAGCUGAC